Molecule: messenger RNA, 414 nt
Organism: Mesorhabditis spiculigera
Lineage: Eukaryota; Metazoa; Nematoda; Chromadorea; Rhabditida; Rhabditidae
Source: the annotation of a GenBank genome assembly
AUGGCAAGCCUGAAACGCGCCGCCUCCUCGACGCUAUUCCCGACUGCGCUCUCCACCAAGCAGAAGCCGCUGGAGCCGGACGACUUCACGGAGUCGGACUCAGAACCGGAAGACGUGGAGAGCAGCAGCGUUGAGACGGAGUCGAUGUACACGGCUUCUCCCUUUCGCCCAUCGCUCUAUCGUCGACGCCCUGACCACUACCACAAAAUGGCCCGUGCCGCCGCCCUCUACGCCGAGCACGAGCCGCACGCUGGGAAUAAGCCCUGCCGCAUCAAGUACACGAAGCCGUUGGCGGUGCGCCGGCUGCGCUGCACGCGGACGCGCGCUUCCCGCAACUGGUCGCGCCUCUUCACGCGCAACGCGGGCGAAUCGUCCAGCUACGAGGAGGUGUGCGACCUGACGACGAGCAACACA